Messenger RNA from Pleurotus ostreatus (oyster mushroom), 963 nucleotides. RefSeq lists its product as uncharacterized. Lineage: Eukaryota; Fungi; Basidiomycota; Agaricomycetes; Agaricales; Pleurotaceae. The coding region runs from base 1 to 963 and encodes 320 amino acids. The record is from RefSeq and is a predicted model, not a curated record. The transcript is spliced from 2 exons.
AUGAAGAACUCCGUCGUAUUCAUGCUCUUUAGUGCUGUCGCGCUCAGUGGAGCGUCUCAAUCUGUUGCAGAAGGUUCAAGCCGCGACUCCGAGCCCAAUAUCGAGGCACGCAAGGCCGCCGAUUACGCCCCAGCAGUGGGCAUGGCGGCCAAGAUACUUGGACAGGCAUUGAAUCUUCCAUCCGCUCAGAAUGGCCCUCCUACGAUGGGUAUGGGCUAUGGCAUGGGUAUGGGCAUGGGCAUGGGCAUGGGGUAUUACAAGCGAGAGGUCGAGGAGUUGCUUGGUAGGGCGCUGUCAGACGACAAAGCUGAGGCUUUGGAAGAUCUCCAUGCACGCGAGGAAGAAUACGAAGAGUUAGAAACGAGGAAGGCCGCCGAUUAUGCCCCAGCAGCGGGCAUGGCGGCCAAGAUAUUAGGACAGGCUUUAAAUCUCCCAUCGGCGCAGAAUGGUCCACCAACGAUGGGUAUGGGCUAUGGCAUGGGAAUGGGAAUGGGAAUGGGGACGGGGUAUUACAGGCGCGAUGUAGUGGAGGAGCUUCUUGGUAGGGAGCUGUCCGACCACGAAGCCGGUGUUAUGGACUACCUCCGAGUUCGAGACAACGAAUACGAAGAACUGGAGGCGCGCAAAGCAGCGGAUUACGCACCAGCUGCAGGCAUGGCCGCCAAAAUUCUUGGCCAGGCUCUGAAUCUACCAUCUGCUCAGAAUGGGCCGCCUACCAUGGGGAUGGGAUACGGGAUGGGCAUGGGGAUGGGAAUGGGAAUGGGGUACUACAAGCGUGACUUUGAGGAGCUGCUCGGAAGGGAGUUGUCAGACGACGAGGCCAGCGUCUUGGAGGGUCUUCAGGCGCGAGAUGAUGAUGAGCUGGAAGCACGCGAUGGCGAUGGGGCUGAUUACGCCUCAAGGCAGCUGGAAGACUUAUUUGAGCGGGAAUUGCUUGAAAUGUUCGAUGAUUCGUUUAUUUAA